This is a messenger RNA of Ipomoea nil (Japanese morning glory), 1883 nucleotides long. Its product is annotated as UPF0481 protein At3g47200-like. The record is from RefSeq and is a predicted model, not a curated record. The transcript is spliced from 2 exons. The coding region runs from base 135 to 1682 and encodes 515 amino acids. Lineage: Eukaryota; Viridiplantae; Streptophyta; Magnoliopsida; Solanales; Convolvulaceae.
AGCAGGUAGCUUCGCAAAUCUGUGCUAUAAAUGGUUGAUCUUAGAGCAAAUACCAUCACCAGCCCACCUUGAAGUACAGUGCAACCAUUUCUCUUAUAAACACGAAUUCAAUUACUCAACCCUUCAAUAUAUAUAUGGACCACAACGGCAGUGAGGCAGCAGGUGGUAGUAUGAUUGAAGGCAUGGAGGGAGGGAGCCAUCAACAAGAUUUAGCAAACUGCCAAGCAUUACAAAGCAUUUCUGAAAAGAUUCAAAAUGUAAAACAAUUAUCUCCAGAGGCAUGCUUAUUCAAAGUGCAGGAGGAGCUGCGUAAAACAAACCGGGAUGCUUAUACACCCUUGAUCAUUUCCAUCGGGCCUUACCAUCAUGGGAAGCCGGAAUUGAGCAAGAUGGAAAGGUUGAAGGGAUUGUAUUUAAAAUCAUUUUUGAAGAGAGCACGUGGAAAAGGAUUCGGUUUGGCGGAUUGUUGGAAGAAAUUAAAGAAUUUGAAAGACAGACCAAAAAGGUAUUAUGGUGACGACCACGGCAUAAAAGUUAGUGGCGAUGAAUUCGUGAAAAUGUUAUUGUUGGAUGGUUGCUUUAUAGUGGAAUUUCUUAUUAGACUGGGCUACGAGAAUGAAGAAGUAGAGAAAUAUGAUACCAUUUUCAGAAUUAGUGGGACAGCUAAUAGUGUUGUUCGUGACAUGCUGCUUUUGGAAAACCAACUCCCUUUCUUUGUUCUGCGAGAACUCUAUGACAUGAUUACUAUUCCUUGCAAACUAGAAUUCUCGGAGAUGGUGAAAAGAACAUUAGGAUUUGUCCUACCAAAGAUGAAUGUUAUCUCUAUACACUCUACCAAUGUCAAUAUCGAAGAGAUAAAACAUUUACUUGAGGCAGUGCACAUUCUUUGCCAACCCCGCCUAAGUACUAAUGGAUGCAUUCAGCAGGAGAGGGAUUCAACAUGUUUUUGUUGCUGGUUUUCGAAACAACCACAAGCAAAUGCUGCACAAGGCGUUGAUAUUGAAUCCCAUUCUUGUAUCUUUUGCAAAUUUGGGAAUUGCACUUGUCUCCUUUGCAAGUUUGGGAAACAACAACCAAGUACUACAGACGACCUUGACGCUGAAUCAUAUCAUAUACCUACUGCAACUGAGCUUCGAGAAGCUGGAGUUGACUUCAAAAAGGUUGGAAAGAUUGGUAGCAUUAACUCCAAUGAAACCACAUGUCUAUUUGAUAUAAACUUCAAUCACAACGUACUAGAGAUCCCCUCUUUUGGUCUCUACGAUGAUUCAGAGAGCUUCUUCAAAAAUCUCAUAGCUUACGAGCUAUAUUCGCCUGAUGUGCAUCCCAAGCAUUUCGUAAGUUUUGCCUUAUUCAUGGAUGAUCUUAUCAAUACAGACAAGGAUGUCAUCUUACUUCGCAAGAAGGGAAUUUUUAUAAGUGGACUAGGUGAUGACGCAAUGGUGAGUGAUCUUUUUAACAAUCUAUGCAGAGGGGUUACAUAUUCCCAUGAUGACUUCUAUUACGGGGAUGUGUACAAAAAAUUGAUUCAACAUUGCAAUAUGCCGUGGAAUGUGUUGAAGGCAAAACUAAGACGCGAUUACUUUCACAGUCCGUGGGCAGGGAUUUCAACCAUUGCAGCAAUAUGGCUCCUUUCUCUCACUACUGCACAGACUGUCGUAGCUUUCAUUGAUCUAUUUAAUUAGUAAUAUAUAUAAUAUAAUGCAUGCAUGCAUGCAUGCCAUUUCUUUCCAAGUAUGUAAACCUUCAAGUUGUUUAUGCAUGCAUAUAAUAUGCAGGGUGACAAGAAGUAAGCAUUGUAGCCUGUUAUCAUUGUAGCCUGUUGUAAUAAAUCAAGUUCGUUAGACUAUAAUGUGUUGAUAACGAUCGUGUACAAAAUCUUUCAA